Ostrinia furnacalis (Asian corn borer) is the source of this 2350-nucleotide messenger RNA. RefSeq lists its product as uncharacterized. Bases 47 to 2350 code for a protein of 767 amino acids. Lineage: Eukaryota; Metazoa; Arthropoda; Insecta; Lepidoptera; Crambidae. The transcript is spliced from 11 exons. The record is from RefSeq and is a predicted model, not a curated record.
CUAUCGCAUCGCAGCCGCGCGCGCGCACGCAAGCAAAUAAUGUAAUAUGGGCGCCAAGGUGUAUUUAUUGUUUGUUAUCAUCGUCUGUGUGGACUGCUCUAGAAUUAAAAAAGAAUCUUUUAGGAAGAACUUCAGGGUUAGAGGAGAGACGUUGGAGCAGCUGUUCGCUGUAUAUGACCCGACGUUUCUGGCGGUGGUGUGGCCGAAGAUAUCCAAUGGACUGCACUUGGACGUGAGCCAGUUCUGCUGGGACGAUGUGUCGGUGUUCUUCAAGGACUUGGCUGAGGGAUGGGCGUGGGCGUUUAAUGUGGCUGACGCAUCUGGGCGUUACCAGGGCGGCGCGACCGGCGGCGCCACCUAUUGGCUGGGCUCCAGGCAGCGAUGUUCAGCGCUGGACAACAAUUUCCUAACAAGAGACCACUCGGACAACUCGACUUCAGAUGACCUCUUCGAAGGUGAAUACCUGAUGGCACUCCUUCAGAGAGAGAAGAUAUAUAGCACUGGUGGACACGAAUGGCACAAUUUGGUCCAGAGCGACGACAUGAUUCAGCGGCUGGUGACCAUAGACAACCGGCCGCCGUACCGCCUGGCUUACAGCGUCAUCACCUUACGCCUCAAUGUGACUAAGAUCACCAUGACCAAGUCAUAUGGGGUAACACUAGGCCUAUGCCUGCCCCGCUCGUGCUCGCCCGACGACAUCGAGGCAAUCGUCGCCUUCUCAAUAGUCAUCAACGACAACCUAAAGUCCAACAGAACCGUGCCCCGGGUCGCCAAAAUCACGUCCCUAAGGACUGUAGAAGAUUACUACCACAUUGAAGAAGACGCUGGAGCGAUCGUCCUCAUCUGUAUCACAGCGUUCCUUUUAAUACUUUCGAUUGUAGCCACAAUAGUAGAAUUAAACCUCAUCAGAUGCAGAAUGCUCAAACCACGCAGUUCCAGGUCUGUGAGCUUCAAUUUGCAGAAGUACAACAACACUGACCCAAGUAAAAGGUACCUUGAUACUAUUAAGAAGAAGCCUAUUGAUAGUUUGUGGAAAGAGCAUCCGUUGGGGAAGCUGAAUAAAAUUGACGAUGACGUUAAUAUGAAGCCAGGGGUUCCUCCUACGAUUACGCUAGACGUAAUGUCCAUGGAGAGAGCUAUGGGCAGCUGCAACCGUUGCGGGAAGUACAAACGGCAGUGUAACGGCUUGCCCACUCAUUCGGAGAAUUUAUCCGCGUGUCCCAGGGUCAAAUACAGUUCUGUGGUCAGUCUGAGCACGGCUGAGAGGCGAAGCAGCUUUACUAAGAGGCUGCUGAUGUGCUUUUCACUGAGAUACAGCUGGAGACGGAUUUUCAACACCAAUAUGGCGAAUAAGGACUUGUCGGUGAUGCACUUGACGAGGGUGGUCGCGACGCUAUGGGUAAUCUACGUGCAUGUUGCGAUGAUGGUGAAUUAUGUUGCAGACGAUGCUGGUGAGGUGAAUGAUCGAAAUGAAAUGUAUUACGUAUUAGCGACGGGAACGUUAGCAUUUGACACAUUAAUGUUUGUUAGUGGUUUGUUCAGUGCGCACCACUUCUUCUACCUGAAGAGCCACUACAGCGUGGAGGAGCUGGUGAGCUUCGGCGGCGGCUGCGGGCACAUCCUGCAGUUUGUCUGCUUUGUUACCAAUAGGAUCAUACGAUUACUGCCAUCCUACGCCUACGCGAUCCUGUUGUGCGGCGUGACAGCGCGCUUGUCGCGUGACACGGCGGUACUGUCGCUGCCGCCGCGUGACGCCAACAACUGCGAGUCUUACUGGUGGCGGAACAUCCUGUAUAUCACCAACAUAUACCCGGCGGAGGAGCGGUGCAUGCAAGUAGCAUGGUACCUAUCUUCGGAGACGCAGCUACACGCUGCGGGCGCUUUGCUAUGCGCAGCUUGGGCGGGCGCGCGCGGGCGCGUGGCCGUGGCCGUUACUCUCGGCGCGCUCGUGGCUGCCAGCGCCGCUGACGUCAGCAGCGCCUACGCCGACUCCGGCCAGCAUUUGCCCGGCUUAUACGAAGCAUACGUUGCCAUAAUUGAACGACCCUGGGCGAGGGUGGUGCCCUACUUUAUCGGCGUAUUUACUGGAUGGAUGGUGCAUAGGACCAACGGGAGAGUUUCGUUCUCUAAGGUGACGGCGUCUUGCCUGUGGUCAGCGUCAGCAUCGACGCUGCUGACGUCAGCGCUGGUUCCGUGGCUGGCGCUGGACUGGCUGGCGGCCUGGGUGCACCUCACGUGGCCGCUCGCUCUACUGUGGCCGACGCUCGUCUGCUCCACUAACUACGCCUGUGAGUUUCAAACGACUGUGGUCUGCGUCAGCAUCGACGCUGCUGACGUCAGCGNAAAUUGA